This is a messenger RNA of Capsicum annuum, 899 nucleotides long. Its product is annotated as mavicyanin. Gene Ontology annotation, cellular component: plasma membrane. Bases 258 to 707 code for a protein of 149 amino acids. The transcript has 2 exons. Gene Ontology annotation, molecular function: electron transfer activity. The record is from RefSeq and is a predicted model, not a curated record. Lineage: Eukaryota; Viridiplantae; Streptophyta; Magnoliopsida; Solanales; Solanaceae.
CAGAGCGAGAUAAUUUUCUUCUAAAUUUAAGUUAUGUCCACGGACACUGUAAAUAAUAUUGUGCUCAUCCGUAGGUUCCUUACAGCAGAUGAUGCUCAUACAAUUUGUUUAAGUCACACGCAGCUUGUGAGUCCUACUGGACUUCUAGACCACGAAUUGGCUCUUUAUUCACUCAAACAACAUGCAGCAGAAGUCUGCUGAGCAGUUAUAUACUGAUAGGUCAUGCCAAAAUGCUGCCACAACUUCCUUAGAGUUCUAUGUUACUCUUUUUUGAAUUAGUAGAACACCUUUUUGUUUUACUAUUUUGGGGUCAAGUCAUGAUCUUCUUAAAGGAAGUUGCGUUUCUCUUCUCGAUGAUGGUUGUUUUUGGUUUCUUCAGCACAUCCAUGAUUGACGGAACUGUGUACUAUGUCGGUGAUUCCGCUGGUUGGAAUGGAGGCAAUGUUGAUUAUCAUAUGUGGGCUUCUACUAAAACUUUCCAUGUUGGUGACACUAUAGUUUUCCAGUACAAUCAACAACUCCACAGUGUGGUGCGAGUGAACCUCUCUGAUUUCCGUUUGUGCAAUGCUUUUGAUCCGAUUGAUAGUUACUCCACCGGCAAUGACACCAUCACUAUCAAUGGUCCUGGCCACUUCUACUUCAUCUGCGGUUUCCAAGGCCAUUGUCAAGCUGGACAGAAGGUCGAUAUUAGGGUCCCGAAAGGCUAACAUUCGCAGCAGAAGCGCAGCGAAAGCUCUAGUUACGUUGCAGACUCUCAAGCGGAAAAAAAAUACACACACUUUGAGAUUAUAACCUCUUUGCUACUGCCAAUCAAUAACUAGUUUUAUGAUGUUUUGGGUAACAAUAUGCAUCGAUAAAAGCAAAAUGUGUUUAUUUAAAUAUCAUAACCAUAAUUCAAU